GGUAGGUUGGGUAACACUAGUCUUCAAGUUCGAUGAAUUAUCGAAUAUCAAUAACUAUGUCUGUCUUUGUCUGUCUGUCUGUCUGUCUACUACGACCAACCUACAACCCCAACAACAAUAACAACGACGAUUAUAGCAACAGCAUGCAACAUCUCAUGAUAAAAUAUUUCAAUAAAAUUUCAAUUCACCGCGUCUUAGCCGUGACCAGAGACCUUGUUGUCUAUAACCAUUAUUACCAAGUCCCCGUUACCUGUGGUGUGUUUGUGUGUAUGCUAUUUCUUUCAUCAGUGUCAUAUCCUCCUUUUUGGAUUGCAAACAGGAUUCGAUAAGAGAAUCAAAUCAAAACCAGGAAUAGAAAUAACCCGCCCACCCGCACUUCCGUAAGGGGGGGUAAGGAAAUAUUAGUAGGUAGUAAGUAGGUACCCUUCAUCAGUAAUUAAACCCUCCAAAUUUUAGUCUCGCUUUGGGAGUAUUCCUAUUCCUCUUCCUCAUCCUCCUUUUUGUCACAGCCUAUCUUUCACUAAAGGCUAGCCUGCUCUUGAACUC
Messenger RNA from Hypoxylon fragiforme, 546 nucleotides. RefSeq lists its product as uncharacterized. The coding region runs from base 33 to 329 and encodes 98 amino acids. The transcript has a single exon. Lineage: Eukaryota; Fungi; Ascomycota; Sordariomycetes; Xylariales; Hypoxylaceae. The record is from RefSeq and is a predicted model, not a curated record.